Messenger RNA from Cantharellus anzutake, 796 nucleotides. RefSeq lists its product as uncharacterized. NCBI's taxonomy places the organism in Eukaryota, Fungi, Basidiomycota, Agaricomycetes, Cantharellales, Hydnaceae. The transcript has a single exon. Bases 167 to 616 code for a protein of 149 amino acids. The record is from RefSeq and is a predicted model, not a curated record.
CCUUCCAUCCAGCGAGGAUGGGACUAAGGCCGGCUGACGGCUCCGUUCGUCGUCGACGUUAGUUAAGUCGCCUAGAGUGUCCGCGGUCGUUGUCGCCCUUAGCCAUGGUACGGUCCCCGUGAGUCUUGGUACUCUCCCCAACGGCCCCUUUCCUGCUGGAAAACUGAUGUCAGAGGUCUUGGUGCGACAACAUGACGCUCAUGUCGACGACCCGCACGUUCAGCCCCACCCCUCUCCAUCCUUCUACUCUAAUUCUUUGCUAGUCAUUCCUCGUCGCGUGCUUGGGUUUCCUCCCGGAGCAAUUUUGGCACUUUCGAUGGAGUCAGCGCUUUCACUUAGUCGACCGAGUCGGGCAAGUUCACUGCACGUUACAGCGUUACGAAUGCCAGUUCUUUGGGUUAUGAAUCUCACAAUCCUCACCACUUGCUCAUAUCUUAUCCCUGGUCCCGUAUCCCCUGGCUCAAUCUUCCCUGGUAAUGCAGCAGACAAGCACCUUUCCGGAUCGGAUACACGACUCCAAUGCGUCCCAUUUUACGGCCUCCCGCCAAGUACGCACACCUCGACGUCUAUUCUUCUGUUGCAGGGAGAACCCCACUGCUCUGGAUGGGGAACAUAAGCGAGGGGACUGUCUCCAUGCAAUACUCGCCGGUUAUCUUCAGGGUGGGUCACAUCAACCAUGAUUUAAUGCUACGAAUCAUAUUUCUGUCACCUCCGGUCCAGCAAGGAUGGAAUUGAACUUCUGCCCCAAGGCCGGAUCACAGCUCCAAUUGUCGUCGAAAUUAGCAAGUCGUUUAGG